Messenger RNA from Centruroides sculpturatus (bark scorpion), 1897 nucleotides. RefSeq names its product sperm-associated antigen 6-like. Gene Ontology annotation, cellular component: microtubule cytoskeleton. Gene Ontology annotation, molecular function: microtubule binding. Gene Ontology annotation, biological process: cilium movement. The coding region runs from base 44 to 1717 and encodes 557 amino acids. Lineage: Eukaryota; Metazoa; Arthropoda; Arachnida; Scorpiones; Buthidae. The transcript is spliced from 11 exons. The record is from RefSeq and is a predicted model, not a curated record.
AAUUACAGAAGGACAGAAUUGAUUUUGUUUUGUCAAAGAGCCAAUGGAAACAGAAGAAAUAGCAUUUGAUACUGGGUCCGGCCUUCAACAGGUGUCACCUGUAUUCGAAACAUAUCAGAAGGCUCGUUUGCAAUUUGCUCAAUCAGUUGCUGAUCUUGCAUCCAAGCCAACAGCCAACGAAGCGCUAAAAACCGGAGGGGCAGUACCGUUAUUAUGCUCCUUAAUAUUCGAUGUGGUACCUGCAGUUCAGCGAACUGCUCUUUUAGCUUUAGGAAGAUUGUCCUCCAACAAUAUAAAAAUUGCAGAAGAAAUUGUAAAGAGGAACCUGUUGCCUCUUCUGAUAGACAGACUCAGAAAAGAAAAUACGAAUUUAUGCGGCGAUAGACCCACUGACGAGCAACUUUAUAAAAGUUCUGCAGCUUUCGUACUAAGAUCGAUUGCUAAACACAAUAAAACAUUAGCAGAAGCCAUAAUCGAAAAGGAUGGCCUCGAAGCAAUAAAAGUUUGCAUCAAAGAAUCGGAUCCACUGAUCAAAGAAUCUGCAAUUUGGACCAUAGCAAAUAUUGCCAAGCACUCAGAAGAUCUAGCAUGGAGUAUAGUAUCUGAAGAUCUUGGAUUUAUUCCGAUGCUAAUAAUUUCCUUAUCAGAAUACGACUUGCGUAUUGUCCGAGUGGCAAUCUCGGCCAUUUAUGAGAUCUCUAAACAUUCAGAACCUCUAUGUCAAUUACUAAUGCUGCACAAUGUGGUGCCAGCAAUUGAUCGCUUACUAGAUUGUGAAGAUAUUAAGUUGAAGCGUUUGCUUAUACCAACACUGACCCAAUUAAGUCGUCAUAGUGAUGAAUUAGCUGUUAAAAUAGCUACCGAGUCACGCUCUAUUGAGAUUGCAAUUAGAGAGUUAUCUCAUGAAAAUCCUGGAUGUCGCCGCAAUUGUGCAGUCUAUCUCCUGGAGUGUAUCAAACAUACCGAUGAAUUGACGCAGAGAACGAUACAAGCGGGUAGCAUAGCAAAGAUGGUGGAAUAUAUACAGACUCAUCAAUGUGAAGAUCGCAUUCCUGGUGUGAUGUUUCUAGGCAAUCUGGCUACAAAGAAUGACGAUAUGGCUAAUGCUGUCAUAUUUGAGCAGGGAGUGCUUGCACUUUGUACUUCACUGGAUACGGAUACAAAUCCUGAAGUCAGAGAAAUUUCAGCAUGGACUUUGGGAUAUCUUGGCAGUUAUAGUCCCAGUCACGCCGAAGCAUUAUGUGAAGCAGAUGCUGUAACUUUAUUAGCAGUUCUUGCACUGAAAUCGGAUACACCCGUCGAAGUAAAGACCAAAUGUACGAAAUCCUUAAAAAUGGUCCUGGAGCAAUGCAUGGAUCUCGAAACCUUGGAUAUAAUCCUUGCCGAUGCACCUAACGACAUUCUAAACAUGAUAUUAAACCAAUAUAUCAAAAUCUUGAAAGUAGAUGGUAAAGCUAGAAGUAGAUUUAUUACAUCCGGCUCGUUCAGGAGAGUUCAACAAUUGUCUGCGAAACCGGGUUCGGAAACUGCCAAGGCCAUACGAUCCAUUAAUUAUUGUUUUCCUCCCGAAGUGAUCCAAUACUACACAAGUGGCUACUUUGAAGAUCUGUUAAAAGAAGUCGAAAAUUUUCAACCUCCUCCAGAUCCUCACUUAAAUUCUCAUGAAAAUCGCAAAAGAUCUGAAGGAGGAGACAGUUCGGACGUUAUAUCGGAGUAAAUUUUUCACGCCUCUAUCAAAAUUUCGUCAAAAUUCUUCAAUGGCACCCCCAUUAAAUUAUUGUAGGAUUUGAAUUUUACAAGAGGAAAUCAUACUUACAGAUGUGAAAGUAGAAUUUAUGAAUUAUUCAUUAGAAAAUUAUAAAAAAAAUAAAAUAAAUCUACGUGCUGUUAUUGAUAG